CAUCACCAACUGACCCAGUACAUAACACUGGAGCAGAAAGCCAACGACGAAAUGACCGCGCUCCUACUUGAUCAACAUACAAAAUUGGAAGAGCUAGAGCUUACCCAACAGAAGCAAGUUCGUGAACUGCGUUUGAACCAAUUACAAAAACAGCAUGAAGCAGAGAUGAAUAAUCACCACCAGUACAUCGAGCGUACUAAGGCAGAUCUGCUCAAGAAACAUGUACUGGAAUCGAAGAAUUUGCCAAAGCAUCUUAAGCAACGUGAAAUGCAAAUUCGGAAACAAUUCCGCGAUGCUGCUCGGAUUCAGAAAAAGCAGUUCAAACUGUUACGCGAAGAACGCAUCAAAGCCUAUAGGCGGUCACUAGAGCUCAGUUCGGGUCCCGUUUCUCUGGGUUCCUCAGAUUCAGUCACAAACAAUGCGUCUGGUUCCUCGGGCGCUUCGAGUACAGAGCGCAGUGGAGAGACGCCCGAGCUUGCGGUGUCGUUCAAUCCCGUACAAGAUGAGCGUCAGAUUCUGGACAAUUUGAAACUGGAAGAGAAGCGUAAACAAGCGGAUCUAGAAGCACAGUACAAGAAAACAAUCAGCGAGUUACACAAACGACAAAAUGAUAAGGUUGACUCAUCGCAACUUCGCGAACUGGAGGAACUAGAAAAACGCCGCAUUGAAGGUAUCAAACAAUUGGCCAAUUAUCAAGAGAAUCAGAGACGAGAGAUGCUUAAACAACAACAAAAGGAACGUCUUGAAUUGGAAAAUCGCAUACGUUCGCGCAAAGAAUCCCUGGAAGCUGCUGUUAAGCGGAAUGCUGAAUCUGCCAAAGAGGAAUCGCGAAAGAAAACACGGCAUCUCAUGGAACGACAUGCGGAGGCUUUGCGUGCAUUUGACGCGAAGACACGCAGUUUAGGCAUUGAUAAUGCUGCGGUUGUUGGGGUAUCCGGUCGCAUGUAUGGUGCCGGUGGUGGAAAUGGAGGAUCACCUGGACCCAGUGGCGGUUCUUUUUCUAGUGGCAGUGGUCAAAGACCAUCAGACUGGCGACACAGCCGUGCGGAAUUUCUCCCUUCUUAG
Echinostoma caproni is the source of this 1065-nucleotide messenger RNA. NCBI's taxonomy places the organism in Eukaryota, Metazoa, Platyhelminthes, Trematoda, Plagiorchiida, Echinostomatidae. The record is from the annotation of a GenBank genome assembly.